AUGGCCAACCGCGAUCCCACCACGCUGUCCAACUACUCGGCUUGGCGCACCAAGCACACCUCUGUCGACUUCAAGCUGGACUUUGACCGCAAGCUCCUCAAGGGGACCGCUACGCUGCAGCUCGAAAGCCAGACCGAAAGGGAGAGCAGGGAGGUCGUUCUCGACACCAGAUUCGUCAACGUACAGCGCGUCAAUGUCGAUUCGGCCGAGACCAAAUGGGAGCUGAGGCCUCACAGCGAUCCCUUUGGUGCUCCUCUUCAUGUUUCUGUCCCCGAGGGUGCUGCCAAGGGACAUGUCAUCAACCUCGCAAUUGACCUCGAGACGACGGCAAGAUGCACUGCCUUGCAAUGGCUUACCCCUGCCCAGACCUCCAACAGAAAGCACCCCUACAUGUUCUCGCAGUGCCAGGCCAUCAAUGCUCGGUCCAUCUUCCCCUGCCAGGACACCCCGGACGUCAAGUCCACCUUUACUUUCAAGCUCACCUCUUCGCUGCCGGUCGUGGCUAGUGGUGUUCCCGUGGGAGAUCACACCCCGGCCGUGGGCACCGACAAGACGUAUGAGUUUGAGCAAAAGGUUCCCAUUCCGUCGUACUUGUUCGCCGUGGCCUCUGGUGAUAUUGUAUCCGCCAAGAUCGGAUCCAGGAGCGUGGUUGUCACGGGGCCUAACGAGCUGGACGCGUGCAAAUGGGAGCUGGAGCGGGAUAUGGACAGGUUCAUGGACGUUGCCGAGAAGCUUGUCUUUCCUUACAAGUGGGGAGAGUACAACGUUCUUGUCCUGCCUCCCAGCUUUCCCUAUGGAGGCAUGGAGAACCCCAUUUACACGUUUGCUACCCCUACCAUCAUCAGCGGUGACCGUCAGAAUGUAGAUGUCAUCGCCCACGAACUGAGUCACAGCUGGAGCGGUAACCUGGUUUCCAACGCCAGCUGGGAGCACUUCUGGCUCAACGAAGGAUGGACCGUCUAUCUUGAACGCAGGAUCCAGUCGGCCAUCCACGGUGAGGCGGAAUUCGAUUUUUCUUCCAUCAUCGGGUGGAAGGCUCUUGAGGACUCCGUCGAGCUCUUCGGCAAGGACCACGAGUACACCAAGCUCAUCAUCAGCCACAAGAAUGUCGAUCCCGAGGAUGUCUACAGCACCGUCGCUUAUGAAAAGGGCUUCCACUUCCUGUACUACCUCGACCGACUCGUCGGCCGCGAAGCCUUUGACAAGUUCAUCCCCCACUACUUUUCCAAGUGGUGCGGCAAGUCCCUCGACUCCUUCGAGUUCCGGGACACAUUUUUAGACUUCUUCAACGGCCUGGGUGACGAGGCUAUCAAGCAGAAGAUUGCUACCAUUGACUGGGAGGGUCGCUUCUACACCCCUGGCCUGCCUCCUAAGCCCGACUUUGACCUGACAAUGGUGACUGCUUGCUACGAGCUGGCCAGCAAGUGGAAGGAUGCUUCAUUCGAACCUAAACCCGAGGACGUCUCGUCCUUCACUGCCAACCAAAAGCUCGUCUUCCUCGACAAGGUUCAAGUAUCCGGCCCGCUGUCUGCCGAGCGCGCUCAGCUUCUUGGAAAGACGUACGACUUCAUCACCUCCAAGAACGUGGAGCUCAAGUCCUCGUACUACCGCGUCGCCCUGGACGCCAACGACCCGACAUGCGUGUAUGGCGUCGCUGAGCUGCUGGGCUCCGUAGGCCGAAUGAAGUUUGUCCGACCUCUGUUCCGAGGACUGAACAAGGUGGACCGUCAAUUAGCUCUCGAGACGUUUGAGAAGAAUAAGGCGUUUUACCAUCCAAUCUGCAGGGGAAUGGUUGAGAAGGACUUGGCCAUUCAUGGGUAG
Messenger RNA from Metarhizium album ARSEF 1941, 1821 nucleotides. RefSeq names its product Leukotriene A-4 hydrolase. Lineage: Eukaryota; Fungi; Ascomycota; Sordariomycetes; Hypocreales; Clavicipitaceae. The transcript has 5 exons. Gene Ontology annotation, cellular component: cytosol. The record is from RefSeq and is a predicted model, not a curated record. Gene Ontology annotation, molecular function: metallopeptidase activity; epoxide hydrolase activity; zinc ion binding. Gene Ontology annotation, biological process: proteolysis. Bases 1 to 1821 code for a protein of 606 amino acids.